AUGUCAGAGGACGAUCCUCAACGAAAUAUUGUACCUACUUCUGCCUUCUUCGGCAUCGACAUUGUGGACUAUCUUAAAGAUCUGGAUGGCCUUUGGAUUGCUUCCUAUGACGAAGCUUUAAACUUGAGUUUUAAAACCGACCAACCAAGAACAUUACUUGAUGUUCAAGAGGCCGAGGCAAAACUACAUGGGAUAAAUAGAGUGACGGAAGCUCUCAGGCGAGAUUUUCAUUUACGACUGAGCCCUGCUAAGUUGAAGCUCCAGCACUAUGCCUUAAGGCAAACAGCUUUCAUCCUCCACUCCUGCCAACGUCUUCUUAUUUCAGUCAUAGCUUAUAAAAGACAUAACAGAAACAGCCUUCAUGGAAAUGCUAAUGCCCUUGGUUUUGGCUAUGAAAAUUUUUUAUCUCCUACUUCUGUAUCUCGUGCGGCCUUUUCACCUAUUCAAUAUCAAUUAGAAAUCCCGAUUCCAAAAUCCGAUCUCAAUCCUCCUUCGCAAGCAGAUCUUUGUAACUACAUUGAAUUGCUGGAUAAAAUUAAUAAUUUGCUGCAAGUUGUCAACUAUCUUUGGCUACUUCAACUUGAAUUAAGAGAACUUAUUAAGCUAAACAAGGGACUUAAUAAAGAUCUUACAAAUCCUCAUUACAAGGUGAUUCCUAUUCUUGCCGCGUCUCAUCAUUUGGCUUCUGUUCCCGCUCGCCCUAAGACUCUUAGUGAUUAUAGCCAUCCGCGCCAUCUCGAAUCACCCACUAGUUUACCAAACAGCUUCACGAUGGAAUGGCCAUUAAAACUUCUUGAUUGUGAAGUACUUGUCUGCACUCCUGUUUCAGACGAAGGAAUUGUUUCAGAUUGCUAUGAUGUUUGCAGACCACCAUCUCCUGGAUAUCAUGGCUCUUUCUCACCCGAUGUUCUCAAUGUAGAUGAUAGCACUUCUGAAAAAGUG
Messenger RNA from Protopolystoma xenopodis, 942 nucleotides. The record is from the annotation of a GenBank genome assembly. NCBI's taxonomy places the organism in Eukaryota, Metazoa, Platyhelminthes, Monogenea, Polystomatidea, Polystomatidae.